Staurois parvus is the source of this 151-nucleotide messenger RNA. The record is from the annotation of a GenBank genome assembly. Lineage: Eukaryota; Metazoa; Chordata; Amphibia; Anura; Ranidae.
UGCCCCAUCGUUGGUGUCAGUGGGGGGAGGAAUAGUGCCCCAUCGUUGGUGUCAGUGGGGGGAGGAAUAGUGCCCCAUCAUUAUUAUCAGGAUAAGGGUGUGGAACUCACUUCCACAAUUGGUGGUGGUGUCAGUGGGAAGUAUUGAUAGU